Messenger RNA from Zea mays, 1636 nucleotides. RefSeq names its product Membrane metalloprotease ARASP chloroplastic. Gene Ontology annotation, molecular function: metalloendopeptidase activity; protein binding. The transcript has a single exon. The record is from RefSeq and is marked provisional. NCBI's taxonomy places the organism in Eukaryota, Viridiplantae, Streptophyta, Magnoliopsida, Poales, Poaceae. Gene Ontology annotation, cellular component: membrane. Bases 42 to 1316 code for a protein of 424 amino acids. Gene Ontology annotation, biological process: proteolysis.
GCCUCUUCCUCGUGCUCCUCCUCCAGUCCUCCCUUCCCACCAUGAUUACCACCCACCUCUCCCCAGCCCUCAAGCACCGCUCCCCGUCCCCGCUCCACUCCACCUACCACUCCCACCACCACCUCCCCGUGCACCUCCCGCUCCCCCUCCCCCGCCGCCACUGCCACCUCGCUAAGCCCGCCGCCGCCGCCUCGCCAGACCUUCUCGCGAGCAUCGAGUCCGUGGCCUCCGCGGCCUCCGUGCUGGCCGCCAUCGUGCUGGUCCACGAGUCGGGCCACUUCCUCGCCGCGGCGUCCCGGGGCAUCCACGUCUCCCAGUUCUCCAUCGGCUUCGGCCCGGCGCUGGCCCGCUUCCGCCUCGGCGCCGUCGAGUGCACGCUCCGCGCCAUCCCGCUCGGCGGCUACGUGGGCUUCCCCGACGACGACCCGGAGUCCGGCUUCGCGCCCGACGACCCCGACCUCCUCCGCAACCGCCCCGUCCCGGACCGCCUGCUCGUCGUCUCCGCUGGCGUCGCCGCCAACCUCGCCUUCGCCUUCCUCGUCGUGUACGCGCAGGCGCUCACCGUCGGCGUGCCCGUCCAGGCGCGGCUCCCCGGGGUGCUGGUGCCCGAGGUCCUCCCGGGCUCCGCCGCCGCGCGCGCGGGCCUCCUCCCCGGGGACGUCAUCCUCGCCGCCCCCGGCGCCGCGCCGGACCCGUCCGUGCCCGUCCUCGUCGACCUCAUGAAGGCGAGCCCCGGCAGGAAGGUGCCCCUCACCGUCUUCAGAGCCGCGCCCGGGAAGCUGGAGCCGGACCCGCGGCCCGUCGAGCUCACCGUCGUGCCGGACACCAGUGCCGACGGCACGGGCCGCAUCGGCGUGCAGCUCUCCCCCAACGUCCGGGUCACGCGCGUGCGCCCCGAGAACCUGGCCGACGCCACCGUCCUAGCCGCGCGCGAGUUCGCGCUCCUGACCGUCACCGUGUUCGACGGGCUCAGGCAGACACUGCUCAACUUCUCUCAGUCGGCCGACAAGGUGUCCGGCCCUGUCGCCAUCAUCGCGGUGGGAGCGGAGGUUGCCAGGUCCAGCGCUGACGGCCUGUUUCAGUUUGCGGCGGUGAUCAACCUCAACCUUGCGGCCAUAAACUUGUUACCCUUACCAGCGUUGGACGGUGGCACGCUGGCAUUGAUCCUUCUCGAGGCAGCUCGUGGUGGCCGCAAGAUUCCGCGAGAAGUUGAACAGGGGAUCAUGUCAUCAGGGAUAUUGGUGGUGCUCAUGGUUGGCAUGUUCCUCAUCGUGCGUGACACACUCAACCUUGAUUUCAUCAAGGAGAUGUUGUGAUGAUGCUUCGGAUGGAAAUUAACUGAUCGCAGCUGUAGUAAAAUUGCCGGUAUCAGAACAUGGUUGGCUUGGGAAAUUAAGGUUAGUUGUUGUUAUUCUUUUUUUUCACCCUUUUAGGGUUGAUUUGGUGACAAGUGGAUCAGGGGGAAUUGGAGGGGAUUGAGGGAGAAAUGAACUAAUUUCUCCCUCAGUCCCCUUCAAUCAUCCCGUGAUUCCGGGUCACCAAAUCAGCCAUGGGACUGCUCUAGCACUCCAGCUUUGCUACACUGAUCGUAGGUCCUUCUAUUGCUAUUUUCGGAAUGAAGUUUGUGAUCGAGGCA